Physella acuta is the source of this 6757-nucleotide messenger RNA. RefSeq names its product protein c-ets-1-A. Gene Ontology annotation, cellular component: nucleus. The record is from RefSeq and is a predicted model, not a curated record. Gene Ontology annotation, molecular function: DNA-binding transcription factor activity, RNA polymerase II-specific; sequence-specific DNA binding. NCBI's taxonomy places the organism in Eukaryota, Metazoa, Mollusca, Gastropoda, Physidae. Gene Ontology annotation, biological process: cell differentiation; regulation of transcription by RNA polymerase II.
UAUACACAAGUGUAACUGUCUCGUGUAACAAGAGCUUGAGUAGUGGUCAGCGAGUGGUCAGCUCUCUGAGAUACAAUGUAAGUCAAGUCGAGAUACGCAUAAGUACCAGUGCCAUGCUGUCUCCAGCGGUCAGUGCUGUGUAGUGUGGGGGUCCCGAGCAGAGGAAAGUUCUAGAACUGAAUCUUCGUUCCUUCUUGUUUGCUUUGGAUGUGUUGGUUUUAUAUGGAUUGAAGAGUUUGGAUAUAUGACCCAGGGCAAGUGACGCCCUAUUGCGAGUGACGCCCUAUUGCGAGUAUGUUGAUAGGGAGCGCCCCUCAACUUCUGGACACUGACAGAAGGAUCAUGACAAUCCCCGGGAGCCCUCAACAGUGGCCGGACUUUCUGUCUCCGGACUGCGGCAACACGUUAAACUGUGCCGGCAACAUGGCCGGAACCGGCUUCGUGCACGGCUACUCCCAACGUCACCAUCACCACCACCACCACAACAGCCACCAAACACAGCCGCAGCACCAUCCGACGUUACUCAACUACGGACACCAUCAGCCGUUGUUGGCGAACCAUCACCGGCAGUACCAGCCGCACCAUCACCAUCAGCAGCAGCAGCAGCAACAACAACCGUCUCAUCAUGAUUGUAUGUCAAAUGUUCAUGUUAAUAAUAGAACUAAUCUUUCUUUGUUAUCUGGAUCUCGUAAUGAACAACUGUCCACCACAAAUGGGGUACCGCCCCUCACCCCCGGCACGACGCAGCAGAUGUCCCACGUGAUUGUGGAGCAGUUAAAAACCUUCGAGGAGCACCGACGACAAUGUAACAUUCCUAAAGACCUGAUGCAGUGGUCCCAAGCUCAUGUUCUACUCUGGCUCCAGUGGUUCUCACAAGACUUCUCACUAGAGGGGAUCCAGAUGAACAACUUCAACAUGGAGGGCCAGGAGUUGUGUUCCAUGGCCAAGAAGGAGUUCCUGGAGAGGUUGCCUCCCUUUGUAGGGGACAUAAUCUGGGAGCACCUGGACAUGAUGAAGAAAGAGAUGUGCCAGGAAAGAGCAAGGCUUUGUAACGCUCCAUCCAAUCUGUCAGAGUCUAUCUGUGACCAGGAGUUUGCUGACAGAUUCCAGAGAAGUUAUUCCAACGCGUCAGACCAGAGCAUCACAUCUGGGAACAGUGUUGUUUGUCCAUCAUUUUUAGAAGGGAACUUCUCCCCAGAACCCGUCCAUGACACAGUCCCAGACGUGAACAGCCCCAACAACGUGGCUGGCAGCAACAGAACCCCCACCAGCACCAACCACAUGAGCUACGAGGACAAGGACUACUGCCUGUCUGACCUGACCCCCAACAACAACAACCAGUACUACAUGCAGCAUCACUUCCUUGAUGAGCUCAAGCCUUCCUGUGGCCCGCAUAAUUCUGGUGACUACAUGAGAGAUGACUCGAGGGUACCACACUUUGAAAACAGCAUCAACCAUCACCAGCAGUCACACCCACCCCCACCAUUCCCACUCCACAUCAAGUCAGAGAGUAGCUGGUCUAAUGAUUUCAAUGGUGACCAUUGCGAUGCCUUGGGCCACGAGUACAGAAAUCAGAUAGGAAUUCACAGCUACAGGACCAACUCCCCUGAAGGCUCUCCAUCCAGUGAAACAGGGAAACCCAUGAUCCAAGCCGCAGUUCUGGCUGGCUAUUCAGAGUUUUCAAUUCUUCGUGGUCCAGAUGGCAGGGGACUUGGGAGCGGCCCAAUCCAGCUUUGGCAGUUUCUCCUGGAGCAGCUGACUGACAAAAACUGCCAGCACUUCAUCAUCUGGACAGGGGAUGGGUGGGAGUUUAAACUUUUGGACCCUGAUGAGGUGGCUCGGCGCUGGGGCAUCCGCAAGAACAAGCCCAAGAUGAACUACGAGAAGCUGAGUCGGGGGCUUAGGUAUUACUAUGAUAAGAACAUCAUCCACAAGACCGCAGGCAAAAGGUACGUCUACAGAUUUGUCUGCGACCUCCAGAACUUGUUGGGCUACACCCCAGAGGAGCUCUUCGACAUGUGCGACAUCAAACCACAGAAAGACAAGGACGAUGAGUGAAGAAUUUGUGAUACGUUGCUUCAGUAGUGACUUGGGUGUUCACAUCUUUUCAGGCGACAAUUUCUUUCUUGAAAUUGAAUUUGGUUGAUAAAAUUGUUCAGAUGUAACUGGAAAGAUAUCAGACCAUGGUGGUUACGACAAUGUGAAAGCAAUCAGACUGUUUUAUUUGCUUUUGUUUUCUCAAUGGAUUUGUGACCAAAACAUUUACUACACGCAUUGGACGCUGCAGAACACACAAGGAAGGGAGAUAACUAUUAAACUCUUUUGUUGAAAAGAGAAGAAAAAAAAAACAUUUUUUUUUUAAAAAUGCCAGAAUCGGUUUCUGGGAUAAUCUUUAACAGUCCCAUAACAUGCAAACAAAUGAUUAAAAUUCUGUUUUUUGUUUUGUGAUACAACUGGAGAAGAAAAAAUAUUUCUAUUGUUGUCAGUCCCGCAGCAAAUGGCGUCAAUUCUUGUCGUUACCCUAAUGUUGUUUGUGUUACAAUCUUUAACAUAAUUCAAAGAGAGCUUAGAGAAGAAAAUGUUUUAGCACUUGUACACUGUUUUUCCUCAACACUGUUUCAAUAUCAAGUGCCUCCUUGUUAAAUGGCUUUCAGAAUAAUAAUUAACUUAAAUUUAAAGUAGGUAUAUUUGGUUAAACUAGUUAAACGAUAUUACUUAUCUAAUUAAUAUGGUUCAGUACUUAAAAAAGAAAUUUCUACAUUUAAGCAAUGUUUUUUUUUUAAAGAAAAUUACCUGUAUUUUUUAAAAGAAUUGUUGAAACCAGUUUGAAAUGAUAACAUUUAGAACAAACAUGUGUUGAUUAUUAACUUCUGAUGUGUUCAUUCAGUUUUAUAAGAUGAGGUGGUUAUUAAUGUGAUCUCAUGUUUCAGCAGAGUUUUCUACAUGUAUAUAUUGUAUUAGGUGAGGAGACAGACCACUUUCAGAGUUUGGUUUUAUGUAAAUAUUAGUAUUGGGUGACUUUUUUUUUUGUUGCUUUUUUUAACCCUGUGUUGGCCAUGAAGCCGUGUCCACGUGUAAAAUAGAAUUUUUUUUUCUUUGUGAAAAAAUGCAUUGAAAUAUUCAUAAAAUGUUGUCCAAAAUGUGUUGAUUGCAUUUUUUUACUUUAAAAAUCUCUUUAAUUCAUUUAAUAUUUCACACAAAGUUAGUUUUUUUUUUACAUGGGGACAUGUGUUUCAUGGUUGUUAAAGAGUUAAUAUGCAUGAUCAAAAUCUUGUCUAUUUCUUGUAUUUGGUGUCAUCCUGCCAUAUACAUCUUUUAGGUAACACACUGGUUGUUUUUCAAUACAAAAAUACAACAACCCAGACUUCCUAGGUUUACUGUUUAUUACAAUAUAGGUCCUACACUAAUAAGUUAACUUACACUCUAUUCUCUUAUAAAUUGAUACUCAAAAAUCUGUUUACUAUGUAAGUGUUAAAAAUAAACAUUUCUACUACAAUAAUUUGUAAAAACAGGCUUUGGCAUUUAUUAAAUUGGAAUAUUUUUUUCAAAUAAUUUUGUUAAACUUACGUUUUCACCAAAUGUGGUUCAUUUUUUAACGUCUAUAAAAUGCAUUUAAUAAACGACUCGUAUAUUUUUCACUCCAUAACAGCUCUGUGAGGUAUUAUCAGCAAUAAACUAGUCGCUAUGUGCUUUCUCUUUUUACAGUAGUUUUGUUUUUUUGUCACAAAUUAUUUUGCCCUCCACUCCUCAAUAUUGUGUUCAGCAGAAAUCUUUCUGCACUCUUUAACAAUUGGCAUUUGCAUUUUUUUACUGUAGAUCUUUUAGUAUGUUCUAAAUAGUUUGUUUUACUUAAUUAAUUUUACUAUAAGUAGCUGCCAUUUUUUUUACUACUUGCUUUUAUUUAAAUUAAUAAUUUAGAAUAUUGUUAAUUUAUAUAUUUUCUGGUAAUUAGUUAAAAGUUUUGCCUUUAAAAGUGCCUCGUUAUGGCCGCCUUCUCAACAUCAUUUGACUGCCUUAAAUAAAUUUACUUUCAAUUUUUUUUUAUACAAACUGGUUUAAAGUAAAUACAAGUAGAUUGCCUUAUUCUAUCAGAGUACAACUUGUUUUUGUUUUGGCGCAAAGCUUAAAAUUAUAUUCAAGUUUGUUAAGUUUAGUUCUGUUAUAAUCUCUGAAGAUUUGUUUCUUUUUAAAAUUUGUAUAAAAACUGUAUAUCUAAUUGUUUUUAAAGUAUUAGAAAUUUUGAUACAUAUAAUAUAAUGUUGUUUAACUGUUUAUUUUAUGAAAUGAGUGUAAAGAUAAUUGUCCAAUCACUGAAAUAAAUGGUAAAGCUUUUAUAAACAUUUGUUGAGGUUUUUUUAUACAUUGUUUUAAAUAAAUAAUUUUUUACAAUAAAAUUUUUAGUUUUCUCUCAUAUUAAAUUUCUUUCUGCUUUAAUAUGAUUUUCUGACAUACUAUUUUUUUGGAAAACAUUUCCGACAUAAAUUUCAAAAUGUUUGGAAAACAUCUUGUUUCACAUUUCUGUUUUUGAAUAAAAAUAAAAAUUGUAAACACAAUCUAAUAAUAAUUUGGUACAAAAGUUUCUUUUUAAAAUUAUUUUUUUGAUUUGUACAAAUUUGCCAGUUUUCUAUGAGUAAUGUUUAUUAAAAAAAAAAAAAAUUUCAUUGGACAAUGAAUGUGAUGAUUGUAAAUAAAUUUUCAUUUGAUGCUAUUUUUCUUGUUACAAAAUAAAUUCACUUCAACAGUUUGUUGAUUAUAUAAUGUGUAAAGUUUGCUAAGAUCAAGUUAAGAAAACAAAAUUAUUAAACUAGCCUAUUGUACUUUUAUGCAGCAAUUAAAGAAAAAAUCUUUUCCCUUUUUUCUUUUCAGUGUUUCCACUAUCUUUUAUUUUUUGCAUUUUUACUUAUUUAAUUUUAAUAUCCAGCUUAUUAUUUUUUAGAAACUAUUGCCGUAUCAGUUUUAUAAAAUUGAAAAAGAUAUGUAUUUUCUACAGCUUAUUGAAUGCUUUUAAAAAGCAAGAUAAACCCUUUUUAUUUUACACAAUGAAAACUAACUGUAUCUUUAGCAUUAUUUUAAUGCUAAAAAUUAGACACAUUUUAAGAAUCAAUUUUAUUUUUAAAACUUCCUAAAAAAGUAACUUAAAAAAAACAGGUUUCAUAUUUUUUUUUUGCUUUGGUGUCUAGUUCAUUAGCUCUCAUAAACACAAAUAAGUGCAUUGGCUUAUAGCUAAGAUCACUAAAAAAAAAUCAAUAUUUACUUUUCUAUUCUUUUUAAACUAAAAAAUUAUUUUUUCUUAUUUAUUAAACAAAACUUGCUAUUUUAUUUUAUCAAACAAAAUCAAAAUGCAUAGAAAACUAUCAGCUGCUGUUAUAUAUUGCUGCAAUAUUUAUAUUUUCACCACAUUUUAGCAUAAAAAUUGUAAUAACUACAAUCAAUUCUCUAUUAUUUUUUUUAAUGUAAUGUUAUAAACACAUUACAGGCCACAUAAUCACUGUUAUUUUAGCUUGUUAAUCUAGCUCAAUCAGUGUAUAAUGAAUUAAUUUUUUGGUAAAUUGUUGUUGAUAGCCUGAUGGAUGAAUGCCUCAGGUGUUGAACACCAGUGAAGCGGAAUCUCUUAUAGGUUGACCAACCACCCGCGACUGCCAAUGUCACUUGCAUUUAAAAUUUGUAAGCACUACUUUUGCCGUCUAUGUGUUCAUUUUUUUUAUAUGAUCUGUUUCAAAGUUAAAGUACUUACUUUUUGCAUUUAUCAAAAGAUUUUUAGAGUUAAGUGCAAAUAAUGUGCGUAUUAGGCAUUAAUGCAUUAAGCCACCAGAUAUGGUUCAUCAAUUAAUUUACAUUUUAGUUACAGAGUAUAUCUUUUUAUACAUUGUAACAAACUGUACAAAGUAUAUUUUUUACAUCAAGUGGAUAAUAGAUACAAAAUUUAUUUAAACAAUCUCAUAAUCUUACCUACUCAAGAUAAUUUCGUAUCAAGAAGCGUUCCACAUUGAUUUUUAUAAUCAAUGUGGAAAUUUUACAUUUACUAUAUAUGCUUCAUGGCUUACAAUACCUGUUUUUAGAUUGAGAAUAUUGUUUAUUCUAGUAUAUUAUUAUAAUUAUUGAGGCUAAUUAUAUUGAUUCUGAUGUGAGAUGCUUCACGUACAAUAAAUAAAUAAAUCAGCAAAUUUUCACAUCUAGUUUUGUUGUACAUUUUUAAAAUCAAUAGAAGAAUAAUGAAUUAGUGAACCACAAUUACUGGAAAAAAAGUAUUCAUCUUAUUUUUUUAAAGUUAUUCAAAAUUAUUUUUGAAGUGAAUUCAGCAAUUUACAGUCUUUGAGUCAUUUUGUUAAUUACAUAUAUAUUUUGCUUUUCAAAAUGUAUAUGAAAUUUUUUACAAAAAUAUAGCCACUUUAAAAAAUAUGGGAUUGCAAAAUAGCUUGUUAAAGAUUAAUUUAUUUUAAUUUUAAAGGAAAAAUAUAAUUUGCUCUUAGAAAGAAGUAAUACACAAUAAUCUCAUAAACAGCAAGGUAGUUGUAUUAAAUUAUUUAUCAAUAAAGUCUAAGCAAUUUAUUUAACUUUUUUUUUGCCCUUUUAAUGUCUGCACAUUUUUUAAAUUUUUAAAAUUUGAAAUUGUGUGCCCUCUAAUAGGAUGACGUUUGAUGAUGUUACAUUUUUCAAUGUAUGAUUUUUGUACAGGUUUUUCUGAUUACAGUCGAGGAUUGAUUUAGUUUGUUUUUUAACUUGGUGCCUUGAUAAUAAAAUGAUCUUGUACACAUUA